CACCUGCGUGACGCCACUUCCGGUGUCACCUGCGCCGUCAGGGAGGUAAACACGGUGCGGACCAGCCGCCGGGAUGCAGCCGCCUGGAGCCGCCCCGCUGGCGCUGCUGGGCGUCCUGCUGCUCCGGGGUGUUCACACGGUCCUCACCUUGGAGAUUAAAGUGGAUGCGCAUGUCCGGGGUUACGUUGGAGAGAAGGUCAAGUUGAAAUGCAUUUUCAAGUCGACGUCAUCUGUCACUGACAAGCUCACCAUAGACUGGACCUACCGGCCCCCCAGCAGCAGCCGCACCGAGUCAAUUUUCCACUACCAGUCCUUCCAGUACCCCAGCACCGCAGGCACGUUUCGCGAUCGGAUCUCCUGGGUCGGAGACGUGUACAAAGGGGACGCGUCCAUAAGCAUAAGCAACCCCACCACCAGGGACAACGGGACCUUCAGCUGCGCCGUGAAGAACCCCCCAGACGUGCACCAUAACAUUCCCCUGACGGAGCUCACAGUCACAGAGCGGGGCUUCGGCACCAUGCUGUCCUCCGUGUCCCUGCUUUCCAUCCUGGUCUUCAUCCCCUCGGCAGUGGUGGUGGUGCUGCUGCUGGUGAGGAUGGCGAGGAAGUCUGCGGGGCUGAGGAAGAGGGGCAGGUCUGGCUACAAGAAGUCCUCCAUCGAGGUUUCCGAUGAGCUGAAGAUGGAGAGCAGCGUGCUCUGCCCCCUGAGGCCAGUGCUGCUGGGCUAUUUCUUGGGCCUGAACGCCCUGAUGGUGUCCUCCCGGGAGCUGACGGUGCACGCGGGGGAGCCCGCCCUGCUGGGCUGCAUGUUCCAGAGCGUGGAAGGGAAACGCGUGACCAAGGUCGACUGGACAUUCUCACCCAGGGAGCACGACCAGGUGGACUACGUGCUGUACCAUUACUCCAACCUCAGCGUGCCCGUGGGGCGCUUCCAGCACCGGGUGAGCCUGGUGGGGGACCUCGCACACAACGACGGCUCUCUCCUGCUCCGAGACGUGGAGGAGGCCGACCGGGGCACCUACACCUGCGAGAUCCGCCUGGAGCUGGAGAGCCGCGUGUUCAAAACCCACGUGGCGCUGCACGUGCUGCCGGCAGAGCCCCGAGAGCUCGAGGUCCAUGUGGGUGAUACGGUUCCAAUGGGCUGUGCUUUCCAGAGCACGGAAGAGAAGCUCAUGACCAAGGUCGACUGGACGUUCUCCCCAGGGCAGCACGCCAAGGAGGAGGCGGUGCUGCACUAUUCCGCCGGAGGCAGAGGACCCCCGGGGCCCCCCCAGAGUGGGGGCCGCUUCCGGAACCGCGUGGUGCUGGUGGGGGUCACGGCGCACGACGGCUCCGUCCUGCUCCAGGGAGCGCGGGAGUCCGACGCGGGCAGCUACACCUGCAGCGUCCAGCUGGGGGAGCUGGCCUUCAGGAAGACCUUCGCGCUGCUCGUGAGGCGGAGAGAGCCCGCAGCGCUGGUGACCGCCACGGCCCCCAGACCCGAGGUGCUGGGCGGGACCCAGCUGCUGAUCGUCGUGGGCAUCGUCUGCGUCACUGUCCUGCUGCUUCCGGUGCUCAUCCUGACCGCGAGGAGGAUCCAGGGGAGUAAGAGCUCCGGGACGUCCAGGGCCCUGGAGAAGAGCCUGGAGGACAGGGACAGGGCUCGGCCCGAGAAGCAUGUUUACUCCUCAAUCACCACGUGGGAGGUGCCCAAGGAAGAAGAGCCACGUGACAGGUCAGAGGCCACCUACAUGACCAUGCGCCCAGUGUGGCCUCCCGUGCCGAGAAACCCACCUGGGCAAGCCUUUUAAGAAGACAGUCCCUCACCUGCAGGAGGCAGAGGAGCCCCUGUGUGGCCAGUCCCCGUGCCAGCGUGCAGACCCCUCCCAGCUGCCCUGCCUGCCUGGAUGGACAGAGGCUGAAGAUGGGGGCUCGGAGCCUGGCAGGAGGGUGGGCACCUCUGGACCAGGCCCCGAUGGGAAGCAUGGACAUGGCCCUCUGGAGUGGCCCUGGGACCCCGGCUGAGCUGCCCUCUGCACCCAGCACCCCGUCCGGUCAAUCCCUCGAGUUGGCAUCUUUGCGGAUGUGACCCUGGGAAGAAUCGCAGUGAAAACCAACCCGAAUGUUUCCUUCAGCACAUCGUCCCUAAAUAAAUGUGAUCUGUGGAUGUC
Molecule: messenger RNA, 2149 nt
Organism: Pipistrellus kuhlii (Kuhl's pipistrelle)
Lineage: Eukaryota; Metazoa; Chordata; Mammalia; Chiroptera; Vespertilionidae
Product: junctional adhesion molecule-like
Exons: 13
Coding region: 74-1789 (571 amino acids)
Biological process (GO): neutrophil extravasation; heterophilic cell-cell adhesion; monocyte extravasation
Cellular component (GO): membrane
Molecular function (GO): cell adhesion molecule binding
Source: RefSeq, a predicted model, not a curated record